UGUAAAACUCUCUCUGGCGUCUGUGAUCACAUUAUCUCACUCUCUUCUGAUCCACUGGUUUCCCAGUCUGCUCACCUUGAAGUGAUCCAGCUUACAAACAUCAAGCCAAGUGAAGGGCUGGGUAUGUACAUUAAAUCAACAUAUGAUGGUCUCCAUGUAAUUACUGGAACAACAGAAAAUUCACCUGCAGAUCGGUGCAAGAAAAUCCAUGCUGGGGAUGAAGUGAUUCAAGUUAACCACCAAACUGUGGUGGGGUGGCAGUUGAAAAAUUUGGUGAAUGCACUACGAGAGGAUCCGAGUGGUGUUAUCUUAACUUUGAAAAAGCGACCUCAGAGCAUGCUUACCUCAGCACCAGCUUUACUGAAAAAUAUGAGAUGGAAGCCCCUUGCUCUGCAGCCUCUUAUUCCUAGAAGUCCUACAAGCAGUGUUGCUACCCCAUCCAGCACUAUCAGCACACCUACAAAAAGAGACAGCUCUGCCCUUCAGGACCUCUACAUACCCCCUCCUCCAACAGAACCUUAUGUUCCAAGGGAUGAAAAGGGAAAUCUCCCAUGUGACGAUGUUGGCAGACACAUAGUGGGAAAGCCGGUUCAUACAGGAUCCGAAUCUCCAAACUCAUUUCUUGACCAGGAAUAUCGGAAACGCUUUAAUGUGGUUGAAGAAGAUGCAGUUUUAUAUUGCUAUGAAUAUGAGAAAGGGAGACCAAGUGGUCCUGGAAGGAGAGAGAGCACACCAACAUAUGGGAAACUAAGGCCUAUUUCUAUGCCAGUAGAAUAUAACUGGGUGGGGGAUUAUGAAGACCCCAAUAAAAUAAAAAGAGAUAGUAGAAGAGAAAAUUCAUUGCUUCGCUAUAUGAGCAAUGAGAAAAUUGGUCAAGAAGACUACAUGUUUCAAAGAAACAGUAAAAAGGAUACUGGGAAAAAGUCCAAAAAGAAGGGAGACAAGAGUAGUAGUCCAAGUCAUUACUCACUGUUGCCUAGUUUACAAAUGGACUCAUUGAGACAAGAAGUCAUGGGCACACCUGGACCAGAAACUGCUUUGUACCACACAUUUCAGCAGUCUUCUCUACAGCAGAAAAGCAAAAAGAAGAACAAAGCUCCUAUUCCUGGUAAAAGCAAAAGACGGAUCUCAUGCAAAGAUCUUGGUCGAGGGGACUGUGAAGGCUGGCUUUGGAAAAAGAAAGAUGCCAAGAGUUACUUCUCCCAGAAAUGGAAAAAAUACUGGUUUGUCCUGAAGGACACAUCUCUAUAUUGGUAUAUCAAUGAAGAGGAUGAAAAAGCAGAAGGAUUCAUCAGUCUACCUGAAUUUAAAAUUGACAGAGCCAGUGAAUGCCGCAAGAAAUAUGCAUUCAAAGCCUGCCAUCCUAAGAUCAAAAGUUUUUAUUUUGCUGCUGAACAUCUAGAUGAUAUGAACAGAUGGCUAAACAGAAUUAACAUGCUUGCUGCUGGCUAUGCAGAAAGAGAGAGGAUCAAACAAGAGCAAGAUUACUGGAGUGAGAGUGAUAAGGAGGAAGCUGACACUCCAUCAACACCCAAACAAGACAGCCCACCACCCCCGUACGACACAUACCCACGACCUCCUUCGAUGAGCUGCACAAGCCCUUACGUGGAGCCAAAACACAGCCGACUUUCGUCCACGGAGACCUCUCAGUCGCAGUCAUCACACGAGGAGUUUCGUCCGGAGGCGGCGGGGAGCGCCACCGACUCACCGGUGCGCAAGACGGCAAGCCAGCGGCGCUCCUGGCAGGACCUCAUAGAAACACCGCUGACAAGCUCAGGGCUCCACUACCUGCAGACGCUGCCGCUGGAGGACUCCGUGUUCUCUGAGGCGGCCGUGGUCUCCCCCGAGCACCGGCGACAGUCAACCUUGCCCACCCAGAAGUGCCACCUGCAAGACCACUACGGCCCCUUCCCCCUCGUGGAGGGUGAGCGGAUGCAAGUGCUGAAUGGGAAUGGGGGAAAGCCCCGAAGUUUCACUCUGCCUCGGGAUAGCGGCUUCAACCACUGCUGCCAGACCCUUUCAGUCGGUGCUGCCGAUCACCAUGAAGAAGUGCAGCAGAAGGAGGUGGAGGAGGAGGAGGAAGAGGAAGGCAAAGCAGCAGAAGAAAACCAGGAAGAUAAAA
Messenger RNA from Antrostomus carolinensis (chuck-will's-widow), 2122 nucleotides. RefSeq names its product connector enhancer of kinase suppressor of Ras 2 (gene CNKSR2). Gene Ontology annotation, biological process: regulation of signal transduction. Lineage: Eukaryota; Metazoa; Chordata; Aves; Caprimulgiformes; Caprimulgidae. The record is from RefSeq and is a predicted model, not a curated record. Gene Ontology annotation, molecular function: protein binding. Gene Ontology annotation, cellular component: membrane; cytoplasm. The annotation marks the transcript as partial. The transcript has 15 exons.